Rotaria sp. Silwood2 is the source of this 246-nucleotide messenger RNA. The record is from the annotation of a GenBank genome assembly. Lineage: Eukaryota; Metazoa; Rotifera; Eurotatoria; Philodinida; Philodinidae.
AUGAUGGAAUUUUGUUCAUUGAUGCAAGAUGACUUUAUACAAAAUGUACGUCAACAAAAUUCAGCUACAGUUCAUUUAACUACUAAUAAUAACAGUAAUAAUAACAACAAUAAUAAUACUAGUCAACCUGUUGUAUCAUCUACUGGUGGUGCAACAACAACAACAACAACAACAAAAACAAAAACAGUAGGAUCAACACGAAAAGAUACAGACAGUACAACAACGACAUUAACUCAUUUAAUGUGA